Messenger RNA from Darwinula stevensoni, 375 nucleotides. Lineage: Eukaryota; Metazoa; Arthropoda; Ostracoda; Podocopida; Darwinulidae. The record is from the annotation of a GenBank genome assembly.
AUGAACAGAUGGGGACGGAAGACGACUCUGUUGAUCUGCGGUGCCAUCAAGUUGUGUCUGGGUCUGGCAACCGCCUUUGUCACCAACAUGUGGAUGUUCAUCAUGCUGCACUUCGCAGUCGCCAUGGCAGCCUCUGGCAUGUACACCGCCUCCUUCGUCCUCGUGAUGGAAGUGGUGGGGUGCAAAUGGAGAUCGACGAUCGGAAUCGCCUUCUGUUUUCCCUUUUCCAUUGGCUACAUGAUGUUGGCAGGAUUCGCCUAUUUUCUCAGGGAUUGGUACAACCUACAAAUCGCUAUCACCAUUCCGUCUGUUCUCACAGCCAGCUACUGGUGGUGCGUCACCAAGCACUCGUUCUACUCUUCGCUUAAUAUAUGA